UUUUGCGCAUUUCCUGCACCGUCGUCCAGAGCGAGAGAGAGAGAGAGGGAGCUCUGUAGGGGGAGGCAGAGCAAAGAGGAGGUAGAUCCACAGCACACACAGGAAGUCAAAGCUCCAGCCGCAACAGGGGACACACAGAGACACCGAGGAGAGACGAUAGAUUAAAAUAUAAGAAGCCAGUAAGCCAUCGCAGCAGCGGGGUGUUGCUCCGUUUGGAUCCCGGGUCCCGUUCGUGCAGCUCGGCGAGACAUUCCAGAUGUCCCACGGCUGAGGAGGCGGCCGGAGCCUCCCACACAGCCUGCGACCAGACAUAACGGACUGGCUUUGAUUUCUCGGAGCUGUGGUGUCGGAUUGAGUGAGCCAGAGGAUCUCACGCUCUGCUGUCCAUUCAGCUGGAAGGAUUAUAUACAGUGAGCCUGCAGAGGACCGGCGGUCGGAACAGUCGUGCUAUUCAUACCUUGGCCUAGGAGAGCAGAGGACACGAUCCGCUCCAAGCGCACCAGUUGCAUCACACAUCCAUAUUCUCCUCCUCCUCCUUCUACUCCUUGCCGGUGGAUUGAAACAGGCGGAUUUUUUUUAUAUUGUUAACUAAACAACCGUGUUGUGUUGUUUCAUCUGAACUACCAUGGUGGUUUUUAAUGGGUUACUGAAGAUCAAGAUCCGGGAGGCGUUGGACCUCAAACCGACAGCUUGGUCCCUGCGACAUGCCGUUGGUCCAAAGACGCAGACGUUCAUGUUGGACACCUAUAUCGCUCUGAACGUGGACGACUCCAGAGUGGGCCAGACGUCCACCAAGCAGAAGACCAACAGCCCGGCGUGGAACGACGAGUUCAAGACCGAGGUCUGCGAGGGGAGGAAAAUAGAGCUGUCGGUUUUCCACGACGCGCCCAUUGGUUAUGACGACUUCGUGGCCAAUUGUACAAUACAAUUUGAAGACAUCCUGCACAAUGGGAGCAAACACUUCGAAGACUGGAUCGACUUGGAGCCAGAGGGGAAGGUGUAUGUGGUCAUUGACCUCUCCGGUUCCUCCAGCGAAGCGGCGGCAGUCACCAGUGAGAAUGAGGAGCGUGUGUUCCGGGAGCGCAUGCGGCCCAGGAAAAGACAGGGGGCCGUGCGGCGGCGGGUCCACCAGGUCAACGGACACAAGUUCAUGGCCACCUACCUCCGCCAGCCCACCUACUGCUCCCACUGCAGGGACUUCAUCUGGGGAGUCAUCGGAAAGCAGGGCUACCAGUGUCAAGUGUGCACGUGCGUGGUCCAUAAGCGCUGCCAUGAGCUGAUCAUCACCAAGUGCGCUGGGAUGAAGAAACAGGAGGUCACUGAGGAGGAGCCCGUCGGUUCCCAGAGGUUCAGUGUGAACAUGCCCCACAAGUUCAGCAUCCACAACUUCAAGGUGCUCACCUUCUGCGAUCACUGUGGCUCUCUGCUCUGGGGUCUGCUGCGACAGGGCCUCCAGUGUAAAGUAUGUAAAGUGAACGUACACAGGCGCUGUGAGAGCAACGUUGCGCCCAACUGCGGCGUGGACGCCAGGGGCAUCGCCAAAGUGCUCUCUGACCUUGGGGUGACCCCAGACAAGAUCUCCAGUAGUGCCGCUCGACGGAAAAAGCUUCAUCAAGGACAGGACUCCCAGCAGCCACUGCCCAUCAGCCCACAGACAGUAGAGGACCGCUCCCGGUCCGCCCCCACGUCUCCAUGUGACCCGGCAGACCUGAAGGAGUUGGAGAACAUCCGGAAAGCCUUAUCCCUUGACCACCGCGGCCCAGAACACAAGAAGCAUCCAGUCGCUCUCACUUCCUCCGUUCCCACGGCAACGAGCGACCAUGGGGGAGGAGGAGGCGGAGUUGGCUGCGGCGAGACUGGGGGCGAAGGCAAGGAGAACGGAGAGGUUAAAGGUCACGACGCCCCAGAGAUCAAGAGGAUGGCCCUUAAGGAUUUUCGGUUUAUCAAAGUCCUGGGAAAGGGUAGCUUUGGAAAGGUGAUGCUGGCGGAGCAGAAGGGGAGUGACGAGGUGUUCGCGGUGAAAGUUCUGAAGAAGGACGUGAUCCUGCAGGACGACGAUGUGGACUGCACCCUGACCGAGAAACGCAUCCUGGCCCUGGCCCGCAAACACCCCUACCUCACCCAGCUGUACUGCUGCUUCCAGACCAGGGACAGGUUGUUCUUUGUGAUGGAGUACGUGAACGGAGGCGACCUGAUGUUCCAGAUCCAGAGGUCCAGGAAGUUCGACGAGGCCCGCUCCCGCUUCUACGCCGCCGAGGUCACGUCGGCCCUGAUGUUCCUCCACCGCCACGGGGUCAUCUAUAGAGACCUGAAGCUGGACAACAUCCUGCUCGACGCAGAGGGCCACUGUAAGCUGGCCGACUUCGGCAUGUGCAAGGAGGGUAUCCUGGAUGGGGUCACCACCGCCACCUUCUGCGGCACACCAGACUACAUUGCACCCGAGAUCCUCCAGGAGCUGGACUACGGCCCCUCAGUGGACUGGUGGGCCCUUGGGGUCCUGAUGUACGAGAUGAUGGCGGGCCAGCCCCCCUUUGAGGCGGACAAUGAGGACGACCUGUUUGAGUCCAUCCUCCACGACGACGUGCUGUACCCCGUGUGGCUGGGCAAGGAGGCCGUGUCCAUCCUCAAGGCGUUCAUGACCAAGAGUCCCACCAAGCGGCUGGGCUGCGUGCUGGCUCACGGGCUGGAGGACGCCAUCAAACUGCACCCCUUCUUCAAAGAGAUAGACUGGACCCUGCUGGAGCAGAGAAAAGUCAGGCCCCCCUUUAAACCACGUAUCAAAACCAAAAGGGACGUGAACAACUUUGACCAGGACUUCACGCGAGAGGACCCGGUUCUGACGCCCGUGGAAGACGCCAUCAUCAAGCAGAUCAACCAAGACGAGUUUAAGGGCUUCUCCUACUUCGGAGAGGAAGCUCUGGCAUAGACGCUUGCCUGCCACACACAGACACAUGCUCACACACAUGCAUCAAGACUCACACACAGACACAGCCGCACAAACACACAUAAACACAUGCACCCUAACACUCACACACAAACCCAUGCAAACGCACACACACACACACACACACACACACACACACCUAUUUGCACACAGACAUGCAAACACGAACAAACAAACACAAUAAAUCCCACUUACGCACACACAUGCAGUGUCCCUGAAACAGUGCUGAAGGAAGCAACACAGACCUCUGGAAUGAGACGUCUUUCAAUCCAGGAAUCAAGACUAUCAAGACAGGAAUCAAGACAGAGACUAGUCAGGUCUCCGUGAGGCCUGACUAGUCUCUGUAUAGCCCAAGCAGCCCCCCCCCUCCUCUUCCUCCUCCUCCUUCUCAUAUGUGGUGAGAAUAUCUCAUCAUCUUUAUCCAUUCAUUUUUUGAGACAUCAUGAGGGAGAGAGAGAGAGAGAGAGACACACAUACACAGAGAGAGAGAGAGAGAGAGAGAGAGAGAGAGAGAGAGAGAGAGAGAGAGAGAGAGAGAGAGAGAGAGAGAGAGAGAGAGAGAGAGAGAGAGAGAGAGAGAGAGAGAGAGAGAGAGAGAGAGAGAGAGAGAGAGAGAGAGAGAGAGAGAGAGAGACAGAGAGAGAGCAGGUCAAAUGCUGUAGGACAAGCCCCCCUCCCGCUGUCAUGGCUUAGGAUCCAGUGAGAGUAGCAAAUCAAAUGAAGGGUGGUUUGUGUGUGUGUGUGUGUGUGUGUGUGUGUGUGUGUGUGUGUGUGUGUGUGUGUGUGUGUGUGUGUGUGUGUGUUUACAUUCUUAGCAUGCUACCUUAGGGGGUACGAGGCCCCGUCGAAAGAGUGAAAUGUUUUUUUUAAACAACAUUUCUGUAUAUGUGCUGAAUCCUGUAAACUGUCUAUAACCUUGAUGUGUUUUGAGAAUGUUUUCUUCCUUGAACCGUAUAUAUGUGAAUGCAGACACUUUCAUGGAACCAAUGAUUGUAUUAAACCAAAAAAUGAGGUAUUGGAAACAAAUUAAUUCAUGCAGUAUUGAUGUGUAAUAGGAAUAUCAGUGAAGUGACCAGAAUGUUAUAAUACCAGGUUAUGAAUGAAGAGAGGGCUGAAUUUUCUAGAAUUUCUAGACUCUAGACUGCAAAAACGACUGCAGCAUGCAGUCGUUUUUGCAGACAUCCUAAACCUGUGUGACAUCAUGGAAAAAAACAUCUGGAAUUUGUCGUGCACCUACUUUUCAUAUUGCUUUGUGUGUAUUGUUAUCCUUUGUCGAAACAUAACGGUACUUCAUGAUGCCAUCCUGCAAAAAACAAAAACAAAAAAAACAGACCAACCCAUCUCCCGACCAGGGGGCUUUGCCUGAACAACGCGCAGAACACUAACAGGCCAUCGCUAGCGGGAACAGCAGAUCCAGAAGCCUUCGUUGUGAUUGUAUGACACACAGUGACAAAGAAGAACACAUGCCGACCACUUAGAUUACCUUGAUAUUAUUAAGUCACGCAGGACCUUUGCAGACAGCUCUCUGCAGUCUAGGUGCGUGUGUGCGAUUUCAAAUGAAUUUCCUGUGUUUGAAUUGAGAUGAAUAUGUUAGCUUGUGUCAACGCAAGUGUUUAUCUGAAUGUAUCUAUUUUAGUGUGUAUGUGUGUGUAUGUGUUCAUAUAGCUUAGAGACAGUGGGAUUGCCCAUCUGAAGAUAAUUGUUUGAUGCUUUCCUUUAUUUAAAAAAGAUGAGUGGAUACUCUCUGCACAUGCACGGUAGAUCCUCGAUUUACUGGCAGAGCGACCAAACUCACGAAGACACGGGGCUAAAAGUAUGUUUUGUGCGUGUGUUUUUUUCUGGCGUUGUCUAUACCUUGUACAUAAGAUACAAUGAGCUAGCAGAGCCCUUUGGAGAACACACCCGCGGGGGUUACCUCGCCUUGCAUGCUCAAGCAUAGGAUAUAUUAUUGUAUUGAAUUGAAUCUACAGAGAACAUUGAAUUCCAUGUGCAAUAUUUAGUUUGUUAAAGGCCCCCUUUUUUACCACUGGGUCGGAUGUUGAUCAGUCAUUCUGAUCACUGGUGGUAAAAUAGGUGACCUUAAAAAAAGGUGUCUGUCUUUUCUUUUUUAUCUGUCAUUAUUGAUCUUCAUCCUACAUAUUUUUCUUCUGCUCGUAGUGCUUCCUUUAAAUCAACUUCAAUGCACAAACACAUACUCACACACACACUGACACACACCCGCCAGUACCGCGUCUGGCUGCAUUGCGGUUCUAGCCCAGAACUACUGCUGACGUGUGACACUGGGAAAUGCAAAGAUAAAGAGGAGAGUGCUUCCCUCUAUCAAUAAUGCAAAUCUGUAACAAAAAUUGUAACUGAUGAAUUAAGAUUAUGAUUUGAUUCCUGCUUUCAGAACAGCAGAACUCUCUGAGCUUGUUUUCCAGUGGAAAACCCAGAGGGUGGGGGGGAACAAAACCAAACCUAAAGAGACAUGUGUUUGUGAGCGCCUGCUCUGCAUAUGUAUCUCAGCACCAGGUGAGUUACCACGCAACGGGGUGUACCGAUACUGCAUGACUGCAGGAGCGGGCAGAUUGGUAGCACUGUCUUCUAAUGACAAACAGCAGUUGUAGAACACCUAGAGGUAGCGACACCCGUAGCAAAAAUGUCUUGUUCUUUUCACAAAGCCAACCCAAUGCUGAGGCCUAUUGUGUGUACAUUCGGCCACUCUGGGAAAUGAGGGUGACGUUAAAGGGGUACGGGGUAUCCCGCUAGAAAUGUUUCGAGAGAUACCAGAUUUUAAGCUGUUGUGAAGGCACUGUUUCCCAUAUUAUUUUGGCCACAUACAGCUUCAUCAGAAUUUCCUUUUGCGUUUCACUAAGAUAUGCUCAUUCCUCUUUGUUGUCUUUUGAAUCCUUUGUCUUGUCUGUUCAGACAUCUUCUUUAGUUUGUAUCUGGAUCAUCAGAAACUACUUUAACAGUGACGCGGAUGGCACAAUUCUCAUAGAUGGUUCAAUGCUAAAUACCAAAUACUAAUGUCAUUCUCAUCAAAGUCCCUUUACAUUGACUCAUGACACAAUCUCCAUGAUGUUGAAAAAAAAGCCAAUUAUGGUGAAAUGAAAUUAACCAUCUGCAUACAAUACGUAUGUGUUCACCCCUCAUUGUGCUAAUUCAUUAUUUAGCUUCUAGUUCUUUUAAAGUCCUUCCUUUGUGAAGUUUCAUGUGUACAUUUAGUCACAGGUGUGAUAUUUCUUUGCCUCGGGAGACCAUCAAGAUAUUACAUUUUGUGAUUUACACCUGGAGAAAGAGAACUUGGGAUAUCAGGAUGGUCCCACAAGGCCAUACUUCAUGACCUUGGUUCCAGCCCCUCCAUUGUGUUGAAUUUUUGGUUAUUUUUUAUUUUUUUAUUUUUGCUGGGUUCCAUAUGUACUGUAUUCUAUAAGGAUUUAAAGGUGUAGUGAAUUUAUUUUGGAAACCUAUUAAAAAUGAUGAUGAUGUUCAAAACCAAA
Molecule: messenger RNA, 6426 nt
Organism: Gadus morhua (Atlantic cod)
Lineage: Eukaryota; Metazoa; Chordata; Actinopteri; Gadiformes; Gadidae
Product: protein kinase C epsilon type
Exons: 16
Coding region: 626-2926 (766 amino acids)
Biological process (GO): protein phosphorylation
Molecular function (GO): diacylglycerol-dependent serine/threonine kinase activity; ATP binding
Source: RefSeq, a predicted model, not a curated record